Equus caballus (horse) is the source of this 1518-nucleotide messenger RNA. It is a transcript of the gene SMIM5, whose product is annotated as small integral membrane protein 5. The record is from RefSeq and is a predicted model, not a curated record. NCBI's taxonomy places the organism in Eukaryota, Metazoa, Chordata, Mammalia, Perissodactyla, Equidae.
CCAAGGGGGCUGGCUGCUUGGGUGGUCCAGCAGCUCCCCUACUAUUUACUUUCUUUCCAAGGAGAGGCCAGAGGGAGGGACCAGUCAGGGAGUAGCCUGAAGGACAGGUUGGGGUCAGGGAAUGUGGGCCCAAAGGCCCUCCUGAGCGUGGGCAGGGAGCCAAAGAGCUGGGAGUGCCCGGGGCCUCCCCCCUCCCUCCCCACUCCACUGCUCAGGUGGAACCUCCCAGGGGUCAUCUUCGCCAGGGAACAAGAGAGCCAGGGAACAAGAGAGCCGACCUCCUCUUUCAUCAGAUCACAGCCCAGGCCCAGCCCACAAGGCUUAACACACACCCGCCAGGAGGGAGAGGAGAGGAAGAGGAGGAGGAAGAGAAGAGAGGCAGCCCGGCCCAUGCAGACUCUGGGGCAGGGAGCAGCAGCAGGACAAGUCCCCAGCAGGGACUCCCUCGCCUGGGCUGAGGCACUGGCUCCCCCCUCUUCAGUGGCCAUUCCGUGUAACUUGAAACUUGGAUCUCUAGGACGACCGACAACAAAAAAGCUGAGGCCGAGACGGCAGCUGGCUAUCAGCAGCGAGGAGGAGCUCACUUGCUUGCACUGAGGAGAGGCGCCCAGGGAGCAGCAUCAGGUCAGAAAAGAGAAGUCAGGGAAGGAAGGAAGAGGUGGCGGCCAGGGCUGAGGAGAGGCACGUGGAGGCUGCUCGGCUCCCUAGCACCUGCGGUCACCCCCCAACUCCAACACCUGAGCUCCCAGCCCGACAGGAACCUGGCGCAGCAUGGCAGCCACCAACUUUGCGCAGGAGAUACACUCCAUGGGUGAGAGGCUGCUGCUCAAGCUGCAGAGGCUGCCCCAGGCCGAGCCCGUGGAGAUCGUGGCCUUCUCAGUCCUCCUCCUUUUCACAGCCACUGUUCUGGUGAUGCUGCUGAUCGCCUGCAGCUGCUGCUGCACUCACUGCUGCUGCCCAGAGCAGAGGGGCAGGAAAGUCCAAGUGAGGCCCAUGUCCCCACCGUGAGGGACAUAGAUGACCGAGGAGACACUAGAGAGGAGACUGCCAAAGUCACAGCCCAGGGAGCAGCCUGGCCCUGCAGCCCUCACCCUUGACGACAGAGAUCGAUCACCCCAGCUCUGGCCCUGCCCAGGAACCCAGACACUGACACCUGGAGCCUCAUCAAGGAAAUAAGGUCUGUUUCGGCCACAAAACUCUCUCAUCUCUCAGUGAACACUGGGUCCCGAGGAGGAGUCGACUGUUGCAAAGACUGAGUAAGCCACUGGGAAUUCUUUGCCUGCCUGCACUUUCUAACAAAACAUGGAAGUGGGGUCCCCAUACCUGGGUGGAGAACAGCCCACACCUGUGAGGAGCUGGCCCUCGGGGCUCCCACACCAAAGAGGAGCAGGCCAAUCAGAGGGACUUUGUGCAAUGGUGACUGGAGCCCAAGCUCCCUGCCAGAGAGGGGGCAUGUCAGUAUUCUGUUACAGUAUUGGUCUGUUUGUUUCCCAGUAAAAGCUUUUGGAUUAUGUGUUU